AUGCCUGCAGUGUGGCGUGGCGUUCGGCGCCUGGGGACAGCCUCAGCUUCAGCAGCCUCAGCAGUGCGGUGCGCGACGACUGGUGCGCAUCACAGCUACCGCCCAGGGCCUGUUGCGCGGCUGCUGCGGCGCGUGUACGUUGCUGUGACGCCGCGCAGGUUGCACCGGCGCAUGGCGGUGCGGCUGCAGGCCGGCAUGGAGCGUGUGCAGGAGCUGGAGAAGGAGCAGCUAUGGCUGCAGCAGCACGGCUCCCCGCUGCGCGUGAUGGGGCUGCCAGAGCACGCGGAUCUCGUAGAGGUGCGGUCGCGCUACCGCGACCUCGUCUUCGCGACGCACCCCGACACCGCGCAGGGCAACGCAAAGGUGCAGUACGACACAAUCCAGACCGCGUACAGGAUGGCAACGUCGCCGACGAGCCUGUGGCAUCAGAAUGGCUCUGCGCCGGCGCUGUACCACCACCUCGUCGCCACCUCCGCGCGCGCGACGCGGCGUGUNUGGCAUCAGAAUGGCUCUGCGCCGGCGCUGUACCACCACCUCGUCGCCACCUCCGCGCGCGCGACGCGGCGUGUGAACCGAGUGACGCUCUUUGCCUUCCUUUCGUACUGCGUGAUGGGCGUUGUGGGGAUUAUCUUCUCCGCUGUUGUGGUGCGGCAGCUGCUGGAGGUGGCGCUGCGCCUCUUCGACCCCGAGUUCUACGCAUUCAUGGUGGCGCAGGAGCAGGACGAGGAGCGGCGGCGGCUCGCGGGGGAGGUGGUCGACACCGACCCGAAGCGGCUCGCCCCGACCGCAGUUAAGCGGCUGCUCUUCCCCGGCCGAUUCGUGCACAAGAAGAACACUAGCAACAACAGCAGUAGCAGCAAUGAUGAGGGGGGCUCCGAUGGGUGA
Messenger RNA from Trypanosoma grayi, 885 nucleotides. RefSeq names its product chaperone protein DNAJ. Bases 1 to 885 code for a protein of 294 amino acids. The transcript has a single exon. NCBI's taxonomy places the organism in Eukaryota, Euglenozoa, Kinetoplastea, Trypanosomatida, Trypanosomatidae. The record is from RefSeq and is a predicted model, not a curated record.